AUGAAAAUGAAGGUGAUGUUCGUCAAUCGGCAUGGGAAGCUUUCACUGCCUGUCACUCGUUUAAAAUCAGAUACUGCUCACCACCUUCUUCCUGGACCCUCAGUGCAUAAAAACGGGAAAUCAAAGACAUCUACUAUCAACAACCAAUCUCAAAUGAUCAGUUUAAUUCCACCCGCACAACGUACUCGAUGGUUUUGCGGGAUCUGUAGGAAAAGUUUAUCGUCGAAACGUUCGUAUGACGAGCAUAUGAACAUUCACAAUGAUGCGAGACCUUUCGCAUGUGAUCACUGCGAUUACGCAGCAGCUAGUCAAAUGACGUUGAGAAGACACAAAUUGCGAAGUCACACUGCCAGACGUGACUGGGGAUACAAAUGUCCGUACUGUCAUGAGGCCUACAUGGAACCUGCUAGUUAUCAACAACACGUGCAAUCUCGGCAUUUCGGUCGCUCAACAACUUUCGGGUGUCCUUACACCCAAUGCACCUUUCAGUCCAAAUGCUUUCGACACUUUCGCGAGCAUUUAGCGAAACACAACAAUUACGAGUCAUAUGUUGGUCAGCCAAAUAAGAUUCCAUUCUCAUUUCCGGAUGACGAAUUGAACAGAUUCUUGGUGGAUGAUGAAUACGGUUAUGGUUAUCGCGCAAAUAGUUCUGUUCGCAGAGUGCAGUUUGUGAAAGGACGAUCUAAUUCGGCGAUCAUGAUGGGUAACGCUACAGUGCUACCGGUCAAGGUAGUUGAAACAAGUGAUUCCCCACCGCUUCUCACCGCCGAAGUGAUGGAUUCGGAUUAUAUGAAAGAGCCUAUAAAACUGCGACCCUGUCUCGAGCCAACAUCCAGCCAACGAAAUGUCAUCCCGGAGGUGCAGCAAAACUAUGUUAUGGAGCCUCCAACAUUAGUUGAGGAAGGACAUGAAAUGUAUCCGCCCGACACCGAUUGGAUUGAAGGAGAGAUAGAAGUACCAGCGACGGUGUACCUUCGCUACUAUCUGAUCUGCACGGGUGAUUACACGGGUUUUAUUUCGUUGAUCACAUUUUAUGUGAUGGACAUGGGCGUUCUCGCCCCAGCAAUCGACCUGCAAAUUGCUGAUGACGUAAUUGACGAGGAAUCGCAAGUGAAUGUUAGACCAUCAUCACAAUAUGUAGAGGUUAGGAGUGAUCUUCCUGGUGAUAGACUUUCACCUAUGCUUCCAUGCUCUUCGAAUCAAUUGAAACUCUCCGUUGGUGGAGAAGACUCGCCAGAGGAAGACGAUAUCUGCGAUCUUCGUCAGAACAUCCAUAUGUGGCAUCUCCACCCCCCUGAAGCAGAAGAUUUCACUGAAGUUGAUGAUGAUGUCGGCUUAUCUGCAGAGCGAGUACAGUCGAUUAUUGCUGGUCAGGGAUUGUUAUUUACGCCCUUGAAUGAGGGAACGUUUGUUGAGGAGAUUUUCUCGGAGAAAGGUCCAAAAUCUCACAAUGGCUACCUCUUUGGAGCAAAAAUUGGUGAAGGAUCGUAUGCUAAAGUUAAAGAAGUUGUUGAUGAAACAACUUUGGUACGUCGAGCAGUGAAAAUCAUCAAGCACAGUCGGUUGCGGAAAAUCCAAAAUGGACAGGAAAACGUGGAGCGCGAAUUGCGAAUUCUCAACAAAGUGAAACACGAGAACGUAAUUCGACUGAUAGAGGUGUUUCGAAGAGAACAAAAGAAUAAAUUGUAUGUGGUACUUGAGUUCUGCAUGGGUUCUGUGCAACAGUUGCUCGACGCUGCACAUGAAAAUCGGCUUCCUGACGCAGAAACCCAUAGAUACUUCGUAGAUUUGAUAAAAGGGCUUGAGUACCUACAUUCUGUUGGAAUAGUUCAUAAAGACAUAAAACCAGCCAAUCUACUUGUGUCCUUAGACUACACGCUAAAAAUUUCCGAUUUCGGGGUUGCUGAGGAGUUGUCAAAGUUCCAGAAAGAUGACUCGUGCCAAGUUGUUCAAGGAACUCCGAAAUUUCAAGCGCCAGAACUGGUCUCAGGGAAUACUGAAAGCUACAGUGGGUUUGCAUCUGAUUUGUGGUCAUGUGGUGUAACCUUGUAUAAUAUGAUCUCGGGUCUGUACCCUUUCGAAGGAGCGGUGAUCAUGCGGUUGUUUGAUAAUAUUGCUCAUGCUGAUUUGGUUAUGCCCACAAAUGUAGAGUUGCAUCCUGAUCUAGUCAUAUUGCUGAAGGGUUUACUGAAUAAAGAAGCGAAAAAACGUUUUACUAUCGAGUGUGUGAAACACAAUGCAUGGCAUGCAAGGCCUCGAGCAAAGUUUUCUCCUUCAACCCAUCUUUCUAAGCGAGGUUCCGUUCAACGCCCUUUAACUAUUUACCCUGUUCUUGAGGAACGAUUCGGAGCGAUACCAUUGGAUCGAAUAGUAACGGAGAAUGAUCUUGACGAAACCGUUCUCAGUCGUCAACACCACAGUAGUGGCACUUCACAUGCACAUUCCUCGUUGAUAUUGCCGCCCGAUCACGGACGUGCGGGAUCCGAGCCAUGUAUCAAUGCCGAGGAUCGGCAACACUAUAAUCCUAUCAGUGUUCCGGCGCCAGCAGCUACAUCACCGUCACCGCCACAACCACGCCCACCUCGAAAAAAUCCCGAUGUUAUUGACGAAUUUUCGAAGUCGGAUGCUUUGUUCGUGCAGCGCCCUGCUUUUUGUCGAAGAUUGAUUUUGCUCACCUCUCAAGUGCGUGAGGUGUGCCUCACGUGCAUUAGCGGUACUAGCAUAGUUUUGAAAGUUAGGUCGAUUGUUGUAGCCCAGGCCUCGCUUGUUGUCAGAUCAGUGAGCCUCUUGUGUCAUAACAAGUAA
This is a messenger RNA of Necator americanus (New World hookworm), 2805 nucleotides long. RefSeq lists its product as uncharacterized. Gene Ontology annotation, cellular component: cytoplasm. NCBI's taxonomy places the organism in Eukaryota, Metazoa, Nematoda, Chromadorea, Rhabditida, Ancylostomatidae. The coding region runs from base 1 to 2805 and encodes 934 amino acids. Gene Ontology annotation, molecular function: protein serine/threonine kinase activity; RNA polymerase II cis-regulatory region sequence-specific DNA binding; DNA-binding transcription factor activity, RNA polymerase II-specific. Gene Ontology annotation, biological process: intracellular signal transduction; protein phosphorylation; regulation of DNA-templated transcription. The transcript has 26 exons. The record is from RefSeq and is a predicted model, not a curated record.